This is a messenger RNA of Wyeomyia smithii (pitcher-plant mosquito), 4428 nucleotides long. RefSeq lists its product as uncharacterized. The transcript has 8 exons. The record is from RefSeq and is a predicted model, not a curated record. NCBI's taxonomy places the organism in Eukaryota, Metazoa, Arthropoda, Insecta, Diptera, Culicidae. Bases 813 to 3629 code for a protein of 938 amino acids.
CUGCAGCUCGACUACACUGUUGUAGCUCAUGUAAUGCAGUGCACAUCGAGGUGCAGCAUAGUGAAAACGUUCCUUGGUGUUGCUUUGUGGCUGCAGUUAGGCUGCUUGCUGGUUUCUAACUUGCACUGUGUAGGCACUUUUCAAUCGUAGGUCUAUCUCUAUAGCUGACCCAAGCCUGUGCCUAUCAUACAAAGCUGUAGCGUAGUGUGAUUUAAUAGUGACAAUGUGACCCGCUUAUCCGACAGCCUUUCGGCUGGCAGUAGAAUGGUGCCAAAUAUGGGUUUACUUGGCCGUGAGUACCACCGAUGGUACCAGCUAGUGAGAGGAAAAAAAGUUAUUCAACGCAGGCCAGCGUGAAGUGCACCCUUUUAGUUCGUUUCUGUUUGUCCAAGCGCGCGGAAAGACUAAUUCUACGUUUAUUGUAAGAAGGCCAUUUACGGAUAGUUAGGAAUUAUAAAGGAGCAAGUGGAAUGAAUAAUUGAAUUUUAUAACCAGUGACCAAUUCGCGCGUUCUGGCGCCACUUUUUUCUAUAUAGACAAUACAUACUGCGGAUGCGGAGAUGAUCACAAUAACGAAGUGGAUGACGGUGACGAUGCUGGUGAUAGUGAUGAAAUAAUUUUCCCCGUCAGUCCCAACAAUAACAACCACCCUGCAAGUGCAAAGUCAACUGGCAGUCACUGUUGUGUUGUGUUCUAGAAGCGAUGCCACCGUGCUAAAAAAGGAAAAAUGAAGCUAGAUUAGCUAAGGGAUAGAUUUUCAUCAUAUCAUCGAACAAGCGAACGGAUCCGGUAAUAUAGGUAGCAAUCGGCGGAUGGCAAGUUCUGUAAUCAUGGAAAGUGAUGUGAUUUGUCUGGAUUCAGACGGCGAAGGCGAAAACGAACCAGCGAGUCGCGGGUCCGCCGAGAUGGAAAUUAACACCCAAGCCAUCAUCGAGGAGGUGUUGCUGCGCCCGCUGCAAGCGCUUUCACUGAAACUUUACUUCGCGAGUGACUGCAUCAGUGAGCCAUUGCAGGUGCAACGGAACACCCUUGCCGCCAGGGCUGCCACAGCCAAAAAUCAGAAUCGAUUGGCCAUCGGAGAGAGACGCUGCACGGAAAUAGUUGAACGUGUUGCCGAACUGGUGCAGCGCUUCGGACGGCAACGAUUUCCCAACAGUCACCGCGAUCUCACCCUACAACGGGACGCGUGGAAGAAGGUUCUGAAAUUUCUGUUCUUACUUCGGGCGAUUGGACCGGUUUCGCUGAUUCACGAUGCAGCCGGGAAUUCCAUCGGACCCCAGGAGCUUUCUCCCGAGACGCGCAGAUAUCAUCUGACAGUGAUGGAUGUUAUGGUUGAUUACAUCCGACAUAAAUGUACGGUCCUGACCGGGGAGCGCGACCCGGUAAUGCUGCUGGCCGAAUGCAACCAGAUCGUGAGCAACCUGUACAUCAUUUUCGACGGCGACAGCGAGUUUGUCACGCUGACGCUGCUCAAGACAGAUCUGCUGGCUGGCAGUAGUGCCGUAGCUCUAAUGUAUCCAGUGUUCGAGCAAAUCCUAACUACCAACCAGUUUCGUCUCUCCACGUCCGGGCCCCUCGGUCUGAUGGAGUACGUACGCCUGCUGCUGUGCUACAAGAAGUGGAAAGCCAUGGUUCCGGCUCGUCGCGAUAAGGAUACUAUCGCCGCUCUGGCAAUGAAGAUAUUACCCCUACGCUGCCCAGAAGCCACUACACGACAAGAUUUACCUUUCGUGCGGAUGCUGCCGCGGGUGAGCGCAAUGGCAAAGGAGCAGAAUAAUGAAACCAGAUUCCUCCUGGCUAAGGAUUUGAUGGAUAUCGAGCAACUUUGUGCAAUUUAUUUCCGGGAGUAUGAAAACCGAUUUUCACACCUCGUAGCGGAGAAACUGUCCACCGUUGAAAUUAAAAGCAAUUACAUCAAUAUCGAUGCACUGGUCGAGUUCAUUCAGCGCAAAUGUAACCUACUGCGAAGUAUCAACCGCGAUCUGGAAUCGCCUGCGAAAGCGACCGCUAGCAGCCGGCAGCAGCAACAACAGCAGCUUCAGCAUGAAUCUAAUGCUAUCAUCAGCAGCCUGAGGUUGAUAUUCCGCCGGGAUGAACGUUUUAUUACGCUGACCCUGCUGCGAGUGGAAACAGCCCCGGAAUGGCAAUCCAUUCUCGGUCCGGUUUACGACCGCUUUUUGGCGCACCUCGAUCCAGCGACUGUCAGCGCCAACAAUCUGGAGUCAUACGGCCGGCUACUGCUGUGCUUCAUCAAAUGGAAGCUAUUGUACCCGGAACAAACGGAGGAGCCAGAGGCGACCGCCGCUACGCGGCAUCGAGAACGAAUCGAUACGAUUGCUUGUGCGACACUUCCCUAUGACAUCCCGCGCGCAGUCAAACGAAAGGAAUUGGCCCUGAAGGCUCUCUUCCCUAGGGUGGCGACCGCAGUUGGACGGCGGAAGGGCAAGUCAGCGAAAGUCACCGUGACUAGGGCACUAUUGAACUCGAAGCACGUACGGGAUAACAUUCGGACCAUAUGCUCACAAUUUCUAGCUAUUUGCCGUGGUGGAAAAACGAACGACUCGGAACCGCUAUCGGUCGCUACCACAGUACAACAUGCCCACGAUGAGGAUGAAGUGGAAAUCAUCAAAUCCGAGUGCAACUCGGUCAUCAUUCUCGACAGUGAAGACGAAGACGACAAUGACAACGACAGCAACAAACCCGUUUCUAGUGCUGCUGGUUUUGCCAGACUUGAUGAAAUCGAGCAUUCCAAUGCAGCAGCCAACAUCACACUGAUACGAGCCGCAGCACCGGAUAUCGAUACGAAACACCCUGUUCCAAGUGGAAAAAUGCUAGAAACUGAUCAAUCAUUCACAAUGGAAACCAUUUUCAAUACUCCACCUCCGACGCCGACAACAGACGAUACGAGUGAGAACUAUGACAACGGUUUUAUCCUUCAACAAACUGACUGUCAGACCGGUGCAACUUUUUGCGCUACCGGCGGCUCCGUUUGCAAAGCAAAAAAGCAGAAAAACGUGCUACCGCUGGGAGUCAACUUUAGAAUAUCCAGGAACGUUCGCCUGCAAAAUAGCCGUGUAAAGCGAGACUUCCUGACAGCUUUUAGGAAGUUGACGUCCAAAAAUUGUUUCCAAGUUAGACUUACUUCAGAGCUGGCAGAUUACUGUCUACUGAAGAAAAUGUAUGACAGUGUUGUUUUCGUAGAUAUUUUAGACAUUAAAGACACGAAUGUUAGUCCUGGCAUUGCGCUGAAGUCAUACGAGGAAGAUGAAAAUAUGUUAGUCAAUAAAUCUUUCGAUUAUCCUUCCUCAAAUAGGUUCGAGGAACCAAGUUUACCGAAUCACUUUCAAAUGAGAUCUUUAGUGGAUAAUACACUUACGAAAGACGACCAGCUUCUGACGUUGAUAGCAGCAAUAGACGAUCUCCCACCAGCUUCAGUGGAUUUUGCUGUUUUCUCCGAAGAAUCGGAUCGAUUUUCGAUCGAGAUUCUCGCCAACAAUCAAGAGCCACCGUCGUCCGUGAUGGACGAAAAUGCUCUCUGGCAUAGCGAUGCCUGUUCCAUGUUCGCUGGUCUAGAUUUUAAUCAAUGGUUAGACCCUGAAAUAUCAAACGUGCCAUCCAUGAUCAUCUGAACAGCAAGCAAACUUCCUAUCCAUCAGUUACGAACAUAGCCAGUAAUUUAUCGGUUUCGAACAUUUUGCCAAAUUGGUUUCAGAGUGUUGUCGAAGCAGAACAAGUAGCACUGUAUCAGUACAAUCAGAGAAAAUAUACUUGACCUAAGAAAGUUAUUAAGGUGUAAAACAAACUAAACCAACAUGCUCUCAAGCAGGCUGAAGAAUUUAAAUAGAGUUUUAGAUGUAGGUUAUAGAAAUAAACCGACCAAGUUGGGAAAAAACUUUAAAACGACGAAAAUAGUAGUUGAUAAACUUCAAAAACAAAACGAAACAGCACAACAUAUGCACGUAGGCGUUAGAUAGCUUCUAGGGUUAGGAUAAACUUUUUCGCGUUAAGCCGCAACAGCAGCAGUAUCUUUUCCCAAUACAAUCAUUCUAUAUUCCUAUGUCAGAAAUAGACGACAUCAAACGUCCCUGUUUCUACACAAAUAAACACAAAUCUCCAUACCACGUGGUUUCCAAUGUCAACGUAAAAACUUGCUCCAGCACGGCUUUAGACUAAGAGAAUCUACAUUGUCUUUAUAUUGAAAGUAACAGAAAAAAAAAUCGGUGUCUAAUCAAUGUGAUUGUAAUGGUGAUACGUGUAAAAUUGUUCUCACUUUUCAAACUAGGUUAGGAUUAAUGCAAUCGAGCUUCGAUUUUUCUUUCGGAUAGCAGGGAAAGAGACAAUCGGGUUGUUCUCUAUAUAAGGGCCAAUGCUGGGUAUUCCCAGCUGUCGAAUCGUUGUGACGGAAAUAAAUUUGUAAUCGAUGCGAGA